Messenger RNA from Triticum aestivum (bread wheat), 1379 nucleotides. Its product is annotated as ribonuclease 3-like protein 2. Gene Ontology annotation, molecular function: RNA binding; ribonuclease III activity. The coding region runs from base 96 to 1187 and encodes 363 amino acids. The transcript has 4 exons. Gene Ontology annotation, cellular component: cytoplasm; nucleus. Gene Ontology annotation, biological process: siRNA processing. The record is from RefSeq and is a predicted model, not a curated record. NCBI's taxonomy places the organism in Eukaryota, Viridiplantae, Streptophyta, Magnoliopsida, Poales, Poaceae.
UCGAUCCUUCCCAAAAUUUCAUCUCCCCCGUCCCGAUUUAGCCAGACGGUCACGCGCACCGGCGGCGGCACACCACUCACCAGGGCUUCGUCCCGAUGAAGCGCAAGCGCGCCUCGUCGCCUGCGCCGUCGGGCCCUGUCACGCUCCGGCCGCCGGGCUUCGUAGCUGACAGGGCGGAGGCGGCGGCCCGCGUGGAGCGGCUUCUUCGCUACGAGUUCCACGACCGCUCCCUGCUCGAGGAGGCGCUCACCCACCAGUCCUUCGCCGCGGCCUCGUACCAGAGGCUCGAGUUCGUCGGGGACGCGGCGCUCGGCCUCGCCUUCUCUAACUUCCUCUACCUCACCAACCCCACCGUCGGCCCCGGCGCGCUCUCCACGCUCCGGGCCGCCAACAUCAACACCGAGAAGCUGGCGCGCGUCGCCGUGCGCCACGACCUCUACCCGCUGCUCCGACGCAACUGUCCUCGCCUCGAUCUCUUGGCAGGGCAGUUUAUUGAGUCGGUGAAAGAAGAGUUAGAGGAUGACCUUGGCACUACGCCCUAUGGUGGCAGUGAUGUUAAGGCUCCCAAGGUGCUUGCUGAUAUAGUUGAGGCCAUUGCUGCCGCUGUCUAUGUGGAUUGCAAAUUUAAUCUUGAGAAGCUCUGGAAGGUAACAAGGUUCCUCUUUGAGCCCAUUAUCACGGCAGAAACAAUAGAUGAGCAACCUGUUUCUAUGUUGCAUGAACUGUGCCAGAAACAUGGGAAGGAUCUAGAAUUCAAGCCUCGGCAGAAGGGUGGAACAACGGUUGUAGAUGUAAUUGUUGGUGGGGCACUUGUUGGGAUGGGCUCCUCAAAGCAUAUGGGAAUCGCUAAGCUCAAUGCCACACGGGAUGCAUUAAGCAAGCUUCUUGGUGGAGGCAGUCAGCAAGUGUUGACAACUGGAGUUGGCCAUGGAGAGGGGCAUGAGGUUGGAGAGCUUAGGGAAUGCAAGCAGAAGCUUAAUGAACAGUGCAGCAGGAAGCAUUGGCCAAAACCCAUCUUUAAGUUAGAGAAGGAAGAUGGCCCGGCACAUGAUAGGACAUUUGUUUACUCCGUUCAGGUAGAAACCCCAGGUGCUAGUUGUGUGACUAUAGGUGAUCCGAUGUCAAGAGUAAAGGACGCGGAGAAUUCUGGUGCACAUAAGAUGUUGGAAUAUCUAUUGAAAUUGUGAGAUCCCUAUAGUCAUUUGGAAAGAACAUAUUUCUAUCCCUUUGUGAACCAUAGUCUGAGGUUGUGUCUAGCAAAAAUAAUAACAAUACAGAAAGUAUUGCAUCUCUUCACAAAAAUGACGAUUCAAACUUAUAUAUGGAAGUGUUAUGACCGGGCAGACUUAUACCCUUAGGAGGCCCACCGGACAUGCUUA